AUGACAGACUCCGCUAACUCCAUGAACUCUGGGGGACGAAUGCCUGGAGAUGGUCCAAAACAUUAUCCUUGUAUAUCUUGUGGGAAAAGAACCAAAGCUGAUCAAAGACGUUUCAUAAAGCCUGGAUCUUCUGAAUCGUACAAACUAUACCUUCAACAUUUGGGACUUUCUGUUAAUUGUGAAAACUAUGUUUAUGUUACAUGCCUCAACUGUUAUACGAAAUUCUACAAGUCCAUAAAGAAAACUUCAAAAGAAACAGAGCAAGAUUAUGAACCACCGGCAAAGUCUCUGAAAUCAGAUGCCAAAAGUCCGAACAUUAUUCCAUUGCCCAUAGUUUCAUCAGGAAAAAGUCACUCAUCCUGUGUCAUAUGUAAGAAGAGGACAUCAAGGCUCCUCACCCUGUCUGCAGAGAGACGGCAUCAUAUAUUCAUUUUAUCAGGACACCUUCUGCUGUCGGGUGCACGGUGCUGCCGAUCCCACUUAGCACCAGACUUUUCUCUGAAAGAUGAUGCUAUCAGAUGUCUGGAGAACUCGUCUUCUGGCUCCAGGUCGGUACACGACACCACCUACUUCAACAAAACAGACAUUUUUUCUUUGAUUUCGACAAUAAGAGCAGCAGCAAUUAGAAAUAAGAAAAACAGAUUAGACUUUGACAGCAGCAAUGGCCUUUCUGACGCAGAUUAUGUGAAUUUAACAGGAAUUUCCAGAGCAGAUUUUGACGAUGUAGUGUCGCAUGUGCAGUCGAUUAGAGCUACGAAGAAUCGCAGCAUCAGAGCCUGUAUUGCUCUUCUACUGGUGAAACUAAGGACUGGUCUUUCCCAUCGAAUGCUAUCAACACUCUUCAACAUUGAAAAAUGUGGUGUCAGACGGGCAAUAACAACAGCCAGGGAAGAGAUUAUCCAGGAGCACACAACACCACUUGCUAAGGAGCUGUUUGGCAGUGAUCUACACAAUCCAGCUAUUUUAGUCGUAGACGGAACCUACAUUUUUAUCCAGAAAAGUAGCAACUUCAGGUUCCAGCGCAGGUCAUACAGCCAGCACAAAAACCGACCUCUAGUCAAGCCAAUGGUUAUAGUGUCUACGACCGGCUACAUAAUAUCGGUCCUCGAACCAUAUUUUGCAGACCAGAAAAACAACGAUGCGAGCAUCCUGAAGCACAACAUUCAGUCCAACAUGGAGAACAUCAAAGAUUGGCUGCAUCAGGAGGAUGUCCUCGUAGUUGACCGUGGCUUCAGAGACUCAAUCAGUUUCCUUGACAGCUUGGGAAUCAGAUGCCAGAUGCCUGCCUUUCUUCCAAAAGGCCAGAAACAACACACAACAGAUGAGGCAAAUACUUUGAGACUGGUCACCAAAAUCCGUUGGAUUGUUGAGUCGGUGAAUGGACGAUUGAAACAAUGGAAGUUUUUGCAAAAUGUUGUCCCGAAUACCCAGAUACCCUUCAUCAGGGAUUAUGUGUGCUUGGUUGCAGCUCUCUGUAAUAAGUACAGACAACCCUUAAAUGCUGGAAACCCAGAAAAUGAUGUGAUUUUAGCUGCUAAAAUGAGGUACUUAGCAUCUCAGACAAACAAGCUUCAGGAGAGAGUGGAAUCUGAAGGACUACACAGAAGAGUCAAGUCAUGGACCCCAAUCAAUGCUGCUGAUUCGUUGGACUUUCCACGUCUCUCAGAGGAGGAUCUGUGUAAUUUGACUAUUGGUGUUUACCAGUUAAAGCUGGCUAAGGGGUACACUGCUCAGCACAUGGAUGAAGAAGGUGAUUACGUCAUCAUGGUAAAUGCUGAUAUUCCUGAUGUUCUGUGGAUAAGGAUCCGGAGUCGACAUAUUUCAGGUAAACAAUACCUUCUUUGGAUAGAGCACUCAGAGGGAGCUGUUACUGGUUGGUAUUGUCAGUGUCGUGCUGGAGCCAGAGUUGUCGGGGCAUGUGCCCAUGUGGCCUCAGUAUUGUGGUUUCUUGGCUAUGAAAGACACACAAACGCAUUUAGACCUACUCAAGACUGGGCUGACUACCUUGAGGAUGCAGCUGUGCUUCCUGCAGUAAUGGAUGGCUCAUCAGAAAGUGAAAUGAGUGCAACGGAAAAGUGA
Molecule: messenger RNA, 2079 nt
Organism: Saccostrea echinata
Lineage: Eukaryota; Metazoa; Mollusca; Bivalvia; Ostreida; Ostreidae
Exons: 5
Coding region: 1-2079 (692 amino acids)
Source: RefSeq, a predicted model, not a curated record